AUGGGAAUCUUCAAGAGGACAAACAUACACGCGGACGACAUCACGCCUAGCUCCAUCUCACCAGAGCGCAUAGAGCACGGCUAUGGGAAAGAUGGUGAGGAGAUUGUACACGCAGAGACCGCCUCUGGCACCGAGCAGCAGCAGUCAAGAUGGAAGGUCUCCAAAGCCGGCGAUGGCGAUACAGCCAUGGCCCUCUUCAGCUCGCCGGCAGAGAUACGUGAGCCCAUCGACCCGCUCGAGGAGAAGAAGGUCGUCCGCAAGGUCGACAUGAUGAUCCUGCCGUACCUGGCCGUCUGCUACGCCUUCUUCUACAUCGACAAGACCACCCUUUCCUACGCAGCAAUUUUCGGCAUCCAAGACGACCUCAACCUGGUUGGGACGGAAUACAGCUGGCUCAGUAGUAUCUUCUACUUCGGCUUCUUGGCCUGGGCGCUUCCGACAAACCUCUUGAUGCAGCGGUUGCCCGUCGGCCGCUACCUGGGCUUCAACAUCUUCUGCUGGGGCGCGUUCUUGAUGAUGCAAGCAGCGGCCAAGAACUUCGCCGGCCUCGCUGCCCUUCGCGCCCUCGCGGGUGCGGCGGAGGCGUGUUCGGAUCCGAGUUUCAUGCUGAUCACCAGUAUGUGGUACACGCGCCGCCAACAGCCUGUCCGGAUGGGUCUCUGGUACACCGCCAACGGCUUCGGCAUCGCUCUGGGAGGGCUACUGGGCUUCGGUAUCGGCAACAUCAACGGCGGUCUUCCGUCAUGGAAGUUCGAGUUCAUCAUCAUCGGCGCCCUGUGCUGUAUCUGGGGGGUCGUCAUGUAUAUCUUCCUUCCCGACAGCCCCGUCACAGCCAAGGGCCUCUCGACAAGGGAGAAGCGGAUAGCCGUCGAGCGUCUCCGGGAGAACCAGACGGGCGUGGAGAACAAGCGCUUCAAGUGGUAUCAAGUCCGCGAGGCCUUCAGGGACAUCAAAUUGUACGUCUUCUUCUUUCUGGGAGUCGUGGGUAACAUACCGAAUGGCGGGAUCAGCAACUUCGGCACGAUCAUCAUCCAAGGCUUCGGCUUCUCCACGCUCGUUACCACACUGAUGCAGGUCCCAUACGGCUGCAUCAUCGCCGUCUCUAUUCUCGCGUGCGUCUUCCUCGACAACCACUUCUCUAAAAACGGACGACAGACUCGGUGCUGGUCCAUCCUACUAUUUCUAUGCCCCAAUAUCGCCGGCUCCGUUGGUCUCCUCUUCAUAGGUGCAGACAACCGGGCCGGAAGACUGGUAUCGUACUAUCUCACCGGACCGUACAACGCAGCGUUCGUGAUGAUUCUCUCCAUGACCACGGCCAACACGGCCGGGCACACCAAGAAAGUCGUCACGAACGCCGUGCUCUUCCUGGGCUACUGCACCGGCAACAUCGCAGGCCCUUUCUUCUACAAAACCGACCAAUCACCCCAGUAUCCGCUCGGGAUCUGGAGCAUGAUCGUGUCGCACCUGAUCGAAGUCUGCGUCAUCUUGUUGCUGCGGUUCAUACUUGCGAGGGAGAACAGGCGGAGAGACCGCAUCCAGAGCCAGAUGGAGGGCGGGCUGGAGGGAAGGGAUCUGGAUGCUACGGCUUUUAGCGAUAUGACUGAUCGUGAGAACCUCAACUUUAGGUACAUCUACUAG
This is a messenger RNA of Anthostomella pinea, 1638 nucleotides long. The record is from the annotation of a GenBank genome assembly. Lineage: Eukaryota; Fungi; Ascomycota; Sordariomycetes; Xylariales; Xylariaceae.